AUGUCAAGGUCGUCAGGGUUAGACACCCAACCCGAGCCCCGGCCGGAAAACACAGGGCUCGGAAUCCUCUCGUUCACUCCGGCCCGUCUUCGCAACAGAGCGAUGACCAUCGAAGACUUCAGCAUCUCCUCAGUGGAAGGAUCGAAGCCGUCCUACCAAAGCGAAGAAUACGCAAUGCGUGAGGACUGGGAAACCGUCACAUGGGUGUUUUCCGACAUUCUCCAGAGUCUCCUGGCCAAGGAAAAGGAGAACCUGCCGGUGGUGCUCACCAAGGGCCAACAAUUGAUCAAAAUGUUGGUGGACCAUCCGAACCUCAAACACGAGAUUGUGCUUGAAAACGUGAUGCUGCGGAUCCUGUUCAUGCUCUACGAUGCCAAACCGCUGCUCCGCCUGACUGCGUACCGGAUCUUGCGCCAUGUUCUCGCGGGAAGGGAAACGGUGGCUCAGUUGGUGCAACUGAAGCUCUUGGUGAACAUCACGCUCUCGUUCCUGACCCAAACGCCCGAGAUCGAGAAGUUGGAGGCCUUGAAGCUUGUGCGGGCAAUCGCGGAUAUUCCUGAGGGCGCUAGCCAUCUUUCUGUAGGCGUGAUAAAAGCAUUGGUGGUCCUAAUAGAGCACGAGGGUGAUGAGAGCUCUUCUCCGUCUGCGCUGGAGCUCCGCCCUCUGAAGACGUCGUCCUAUUCGCUACUGAACGGCUCGCCCGCUUCGCUUCUUUGUAAAAUGUGUGUAGAGACGCUCUGUGAGCUACUUCUUUUAAAUCCUGAGUUGGUGUUCCAAGGCGGAGGAGUGCGGUUGUUGAUCAACCUCAUCGUCUCUGCGCUGUCAGAGGUUUCUGCCACGUGCGUGCUCACGCUCUUAUCGGUUCUCGACCUUCCACAAGCCCGCAUUCUUCUUCGUGGAGGUUCUGACCUAGACUCACUCUUCUCGGUAUUUGACAUGUUCGAGGAUGAUGAUUCGCUCGGGACAGCGCACGAGAGUGCGAAAUUACACAAGCGCGCCAUGGACAUGGCGUUUCUUCUCUCCGUGCUCAUGAAGACCUGGACUGGUAUUCUUUUCUUCUGUCACGAUGAUCUCUCGGGCUUCAAACUCCUUUUAAUGAACCUCAAAAAGAAGAACUCCCGCCUACGCUCGAUCAUAAUGGAUCUUCUAAUGGACGUCUUGCGUCUCAAAGUCGUGCCUUGGCUCGAGAGCUCUAAGUUGGGCUCCAUCAUUAAACGCUUCACUCUGUUCAUGGAAAAUAACCAUCUGAACAAUACUUCAACCACAUUUGAGUACAUUCAGUUGGCCACUAGGACGACGGAAGGGAAUAUUCUAGCUCACCAUAGGGGCUUGAUUUUGAAGAUCCUUAUCAAUUGCAAUAUUCGGCAGUUGCUUUUAGUCAUCCUCAACGAGGAAAAAGACCAAGCGAUCAUUGACCAGGCUACAUUCCUACUAACAAAAAUAUAUGAGAUGGCCGUCGACUACCUACCUCCUGAGUUCUAUCGGGAUUCCUUGCUUGGCUCUGCGGAUGAGCCCAUUUCCAUCAACGCAAUAACGCAGAUUCAGUCGACAACUUAUGCUCAGAUGCCCAAUAUCCCAAAAUCAAAGCGUACUGUGAUUCGAUCACACGUUCGCGAAAUGGCUCAGGAGCAUCGUAUCAAUUUGAACGAUUCUGCGUUCAAGGGUCUUCUCACAACCUCCAAAACAUUACACAUGAAGGAGUUCAUUGAUUGGAAUUGGACUAGUCUCUCACAGUUAUUCCAGGGCCCAAUCAGGAACCCACAAAGAUUUGCGGAAAUACAGGAAAAGGCCCCAAAGCUUCUCAAAACAUUCUUUUCAUUUCUUCGCCCUUUCAAAUAUCGCUUUGGUCAGAUUCCUCUUCAGUAUUCACCCAAGUAUCCAACGCUCAAGAAUCCCAAAAUUGUCAUCUAUGUGGCUAGUCAACUCAUAGAGUCCCUUCUCACCUUUGAUGAAGGUACUCAGUACCUCGCUUCGACGAAAUUAAUGGCUCAACUCGCCGAGAUACUAGCACAGGUUGACCCUUUCAGCGGCAUAACCUCUGACGAUCCAAUUCUAUCGGAGCUACGUUUGACUUCUACCCUUUCGAUCGGGUACGUAAAAUUCUUGGGCAUUCUAUCUGGCUCAUGGAACGGAAUUGGCAUUUUGGAACAGUGGCAGCUCCUCCAUUUGAUGAACGACAUAGUUGAAAGCAGUGCCACGAUAGAGACCAACAACCACCUUAUUUUCAAUUUGCUCAACAAUCUCAAUUAUUCUCUAGACAGUCCUGUACGGCUUCUUCUAGCAAAAGCUAUGGACGUGUCGAAUUUGCGAAUCAAACUCUUCGUCCUAAACCAAGUUUUGCCUCCGUUGCUUUCCAAAAGUGAGACAGAACUCUUUGUUAUUGACAUAUUGGUGAGUCUCUUGUGCGAUGAAAAUCACGACGUUGUCACGCUAGCAAUAGAAGCAUUGUUUGAUUUUUAUAUUGUGAAUGAGAAUACUAGCAAAAUGGACGUUCUCGUUGAUUCGCAGCCCAGCGUUCUUGUAUUAGAGAAGAACAGGCAUGGGUCUGAAUUGCUCUUACAUUUUUGCAAGACAUCGAAAGGAUUCAACUAUCUCAAGAGGCUCGGUUACAUAGAUCAGAAGUUCAACGACUGUGUUAAGCAAUUACGCACCUUUGAGUAUCUUGACCAGAUGGAGAACACGAUUCAACAAGUUUUCUAUCCAUAUCUCGAACUCAGCCAGAGGACCAAAGAUCUGCGCCACUUUUUCCAUUAUUUAGCUUCCACAGAGGAGGGCUGUGCCUUCUUCAAGCAUCACUUGCAACUAUUGGACAGUAUACUUCAAACAAUUCGAAAUCUCAGCGUGAAACUUGGGAUAAUCGAGGGUGAAACCAUACCAAAGCUCAUCAAAUCCCCCAUUGCCUCGUCAAUGACGCUUCAGAGCUUGAAUACAACUGACAGCGAGGACGGACGUGAAUACGCAGAAGUGUUUCAGGAUGAAGAUGGAUCCUUCCACCAGAGUCGAAGUGAUAUCAACAUUCGGCUCAACGAGUCAUCCUUGGAAGCCAACGCAGACUCUGCUGCCGACGAGAGAGAUUACCAAUUGAAGCAGUUGAAGCAGAAUAUGUGGAUAUUGGGAGAAAUUGCAUCGGCGGAGUAUGGCUUUCAGCUUUUGGACCCGUCGUACAGUAUCUUCAUCACCGAGAAGCAUAUUGCAGAGGUAAUCGUGACGAUGUUCAAUACUGCCAGCCACUGGCAGUUUCGCGGGCUAGCAUUCUUUUUGCUUGGAAUGAUGGCCGCUACAGAGGAAGGCGUGGAGAUUCUUGACGAGCUCAAUUGGGUUUCUGUCAAUUCAACAACCAACGCUUCCAUUUCACUCGCAUAUCCAGCGACAAUGCAAAAUGGUUUCUUUCUCAGCGAAAAGACGAGUAUUCUGUCCUUUGACGACGAACUGAUCUUGCGAUUGCAGAACAAUUUAUACGUGGACGAGGAUAUUAACUUUGAAAGCAACCAAGAAAUGGACAACAAGGUUUUGACCCUCAUCAAUUAUCUCAGCUCUAUUUUGGGACGCAUAGAGCGCAAAGCUCGCGAGGAGUUGACUAAGCUCAAGACCGAGCAUCCCCUGGUCUUUGACAACGCCAAUCUCUUUCUCAAGGUGGUCAAUCUUGUCGAGAAAGGCAGCUUCAAAUACCGGAUCCGAGUGUUUGUUUUCGGGUUGUUCGAUUCGCUCGCCAUUCUCGAGGAUUUGGUCAAGCGCAAACGGAAAAACUCGUUCAUGAAGCGGCAACCAUAG
This is a messenger RNA of Australozyma saopauloensis, 3771 nucleotides long. It is a transcript of the gene TSC11, whose product is annotated as TORC2 complex subunit. Bases 1 to 3771 code for a protein of 1256 amino acids. Lineage: Eukaryota; Fungi; Ascomycota; Pichiomycetes; Serinales; Metschnikowiaceae. Gene Ontology annotation, cellular component: TORC2 complex. The record is from RefSeq and is a predicted model, not a curated record. The transcript has a single exon. Gene Ontology annotation, biological process: TORC2 signaling.